AGUGAUAGAAGGCUUCAUGAUACAGGCUGGAGAUCCAGAGUCCAAAGGUAAUUCUAAAAAUAAAAAAUUGGGUUCUGGUGGUAAUUCAUACAUGAUACCUGCUGAGUUCAACCCUAAACUAAUACACACCAAAGGCGCACUUGCAGCUGCUCGAACUGGUGACAAUGUCAAUCCUAAAAAAGAAUCAUCUGGCUCACAAUUCUAUAUCGUACAUGGCAAAUCACAGACUGAUAAGCAAUUAGAAAAUUACGAACUACAAAAAGGCAUAAAAUAUAGCGUUGAAGAUGCCAAUAUCCUAAAAACCUUAGGUAUAGAUGUAGGCGGUACUGGCAUCAAGUCUAACAUUGUAAAUAUUGAAUCUGGUACACUGACAGGCGAAAAAUUCAAAUUAAAGACGCCCGCGCCAUCCACACCAGAAGCUAUAAUAGAUUGUCUAAAGUCCACGGUAGAAAAUUUCAACUGGACUGGAAAACGCAUAGGAAUUGGGUUUCCAGCUGUCAUAAAAAAUGGAAUAUCUCUUACAGCCAGUAAUAUCGAUGCUAAGUUUAUAAAUUAUAAUAUCGAUGCUGAAUUUAGCACUGCACUGGACUGUGAUGUCACUGUCGUAAAUGAUGCAGAUGCUGCUGGGAUAGCGGAGAUGACCUACGGAAAAGGAAAAGGUGUACAAGGAUUGGUUAUUUUCAUCACGCUCGGUACAGGCAUAGGCUCAGCAGUCUUUUAUAAUGGUCAGUUACUAAGCAAUACCGAGCUAGGCCACCUGAAAUAUAAAAAGUCUAUUUUCGAAAAAUAUGCAUCCAACUAUGCCCGUGAAUUCCAUCAUCUGAGUUGGAAAAAAUGGGCCAAAGAACUUGAUAUUUAUCUAAAUCACCUCAAUCUAAUCCUUAGCCCAGACUUGAUAUUGAUCGGUGGUGGCGUCAGCAAAAAUUUUGACUUGUACAAGAACUUUCUCAAUGUACCCGUCAAAGUAGAUACCGCAUCUUUGCUCAAUGACGCUGGA
Molecule: messenger RNA, 997 nt
Organism: Darwinula stevensoni
Lineage: Eukaryota; Metazoa; Arthropoda; Ostracoda; Podocopida; Darwinulidae
Source: the annotation of a GenBank genome assembly